Molecule: messenger RNA, 727 nt
Organism: Lolium perenne
Lineage: Eukaryota; Viridiplantae; Streptophyta; Magnoliopsida; Poales; Poaceae
Molecular function (GO): enzyme inhibitor activity
Source: RefSeq, a predicted model, not a curated record
AGCUCCCGCUCACCAAACAAAUAAAUACCAGCUCCAUCGAUCAGGCUAUCUCCCGUCACCAACAAAGAAACCAUGACGACCAGCCGCAGCGCGCCGCUCCUCCUCGUGCUCGCGCUGCUGGCCGGCCUGCAAGCCGCCGCCGCCGCUGCAUCGCCGGUGGACACGGUGGCCGACUCGUGCGACCUGAUCCGCGACUUCGUGGACUACACCUUCUGCGUGACCGCGCUGCGGUCCGCCGGCCCGGGCGCGUCGACGGCGGACCGGCACGCGCACCUCCUCAUCGCGGCCGACCUCGCCGUGGCGCGCGGGGCGUCGGCGCGCGACGCCGCGGACGCGAUGGCGCGCGCUGAGCGCGACCCGGCGGCGCGCGACGCGCUGGAGGCGUGCGGCUUCCUGUACGGGGCGUCGUCGGUGCCGGCGCUGCGGUUCUUGCGCGGGUACGCGGCGGCGAGCGCGUGGGACCGGGCACGGGAGCUGCUCCAGCUCACGGGGCAGGCCGGCUUCGGGUGCGAGGCGGCGCUGGACGAAGCGCCGCAGGCCAAGGGGAGGAUGGCGGCGGCGAACAAGGAGUUCCAACAGCUCGACGCCAUGACCACGGCACUGUUCAACAAGAUCGCUGUACGGCACGGCUAGCUGGGAUGUCGUAGGCUGUAGAUGACAUGCAUGGCGCCAGCGGAACUGUGACGUGGUCCGUCGUCAAUAAAUUUAGUAAAUCUUUUCAGUGAAA